Molecule: messenger RNA, 2462 nt
Organism: Ruditapes philippinarum (Manila clam)
Lineage: Eukaryota; Metazoa; Mollusca; Bivalvia; Venerida; Veneridae
Product: neo-calmodulin-like
Exons: 6
Coding region: 172-684 (170 amino acids)
Molecular function (GO): calcium ion binding; enzyme regulator activity
Source: RefSeq, a predicted model, not a curated record
UACAAGCGGUAUAAAAGUUUCACUUCCUUACAUCGGAUAAUUCGUACGCCUAGCAGUAAAUAUUAUUUAUUAAGUCUGAUAUCGUAGAGCGGAAUUUCAUUUUACUUGAUCUAGUUGGACUUAACUUGUGGCGCGGUACACUUUGAUACAAAAUCGGAUAUUAUAUGCAAUAUGGCAAGCAAAUCUAAAUCCAAAUCAAAAAGUUCGUCAGUGGAAAUGAGUGGUCCUGGGAGCAAACAAUUUGAGAAGGAUAUAAAGGAUAUGUUCAAAUUGUUUGACAAAGAUGGGGACAAGUCACUGUCAACUGAGGAAAUAAGCCGAGCCUUGAAGUCUAUGGGUGUUUGUCUUACAUAUAAAGAAAUACAAGUUGCACUCAAAGAUAUCCGCAAAAAUAAACAUGGCAAAAUAGAGUUUAAAGAAUUCAGAGAAUUCCUAAUAAAACAGUAUCAGAGCAAAAGUUUGGAAGCUCAAGCGAGAGAGUCAUUCCGAAUAUUUGAUAGAGACGGUAAUGGCACCAUAGACAGAAAGGAGUUAAAACAUGCCAUGAAAAUGCUUGGAGAAGAACUCAGUGACGAAGAAGUUGAGCAAAUGAUGAAAGAAGCGGAUGAAAAUGGCGAUGGAAAAAUAAAUUUUGAAGAGUUCCUCCGACUAUGGACGAUACUUAAUGGGGAUGAAGGAGAAUAGUUGUGUUCAAACCAAACUUUGUAUUUAAAUAUUUAGUUCAUUUUGUACAUGUUAACAUGUACUAUAACUAUUCAGCAUGUUUUAAUAACCAACAAUUUAAUAAUUUUGCCGAUUGAAUCGGAAGAAGGAACAGGACAAUAGUUAGACAAUUUUUAUGUGAAAGAAGGAAGUGCUGUUUGGAUUCUAUGUACAUUAUUGUUUUUUGUUCAACACAUAAACGUGGAAAAUUUUAUUUGUGCAUGAAAAUAAUUUUGGUUUGCCAUACGUUUUAAAAAGGAAAGGGCUGACUUUUAUUGUUGAUAAAAUGUUUUGAAAGAAACAAUACAACUUUUUCGUGGACGGAUUUCAAUCGGAAAGUGGCAUUUUCAUCUUAAAUAAAUUAAUUAAUAAGUUGGUUUUAUUUUGAAUGUGCAAAAUAAUGCCAAACAUUAUGUUGAAAGGCGUUCCACAUUAUAAAAUGUAAUAGUGUUACCAAUAAAUGUAAAAAAGGACAAUUUUCCGCUUUGGCAAAUAUGUGCUCUCGAAAAAUGAAACUUGAUCUUGUUUUUUUUUUAAAGUCAGAGUAAUAUAUGAUUAUUAAUACUUGUUUCCUGUUAUUGAAAUAUGUGUCUUGCGUAAGUGUCAUUUCAUCAACAUCAUUUUUUAAGAUGAGAAUUUAAAGAUAAGAUAGAAAAGAAUAACGUUCUAAAGGAACAUGUUACGAUAGAACCGUUCAUAACGUGGUCUAAAAACAUAGUUUAAAUGCAUAUUUGCAAUUCUGAGUGGUGCUAUUACUUUUAAAAGUCCAUCACAAUAUCGACAGAUUAAUAGAUACUGGUAUUCUUUAAAACAAAAACAAAAUUGUUUUGAAUGUCUUCAAGUAAUCGAGUUAAAGCAAUAUUUCAGUUUGUUUAUGCCAAUGUUAUAUCAAAUUAUCUCUAAAGCGUUAUUGAAAUAAACCAGCUAUGAUAAGAACUAAAAUUGUAUUAAAAUUCGAAAACAUUUGUAAAAAUUAAAUCCAUUACAGAAUAUGCAUAUUUCGUCCAGCAUUUAUUAUUAUUAUUAUUCAUUUUUAUUAUUAAACACACUGGUUUAAGUGAAAAAGAAAGUUGGCAAUUGUUAAAAAUUUUGUUCGAGAAUUUUGGUUUUCUCUCUUUGUAUUGAACUGACUAAUGAUUUUUUUUCAAGUUCUGCUAACACUGCACAAUAAAAGGGUCGUUUUUCUCGCUUAAUUUACACUGAUAAUAUUUGAUACGGAGUUUAACAAUGUAUUAAGAUUUGUAAAUUCUACAUGAAUCUAAGAUAUACAGAAGGAUAAUGGUAAUUAAGCUAUAAAAUCCGCACGGUUAUGUUUAAGAAUCUAGCUUCUUUCCAUUUAAUUAAUUUAGGGCCUCCAUCUCAAGAGUAAGACUUGCUUCUAAAACAUUUCCAGCAUUAGAAAAUUAUACACCCAGAUAUUUUAUGUAAAAUUAUCAACAAUAUUUACACUCUAAACAUUGGCCAUUAAUGCAAGGAAAUGUAAAAUAAGGAACAGAUUUUCUAAUCUGAAAAACGCAAACAUUACAUUUUAGUCCAAUUUUGAUAAAUGUUUUUUUUAAGUCAAUAUAUAAAAUGUUCAAAGCAUCUAAAGUAUUUUAAGAUUAUAUCUAUUAUAAAACAAUUUUAAGAGUCGUUUCUAUAGUUCAAAAAUAAAUGCAUUCAUUCUUCAACUUUCUUACAUUGAAAGAAAUGAUUCAACGUAGCACAAUACAAAUCAAUAGUAUUUCUUGAGUAUCGUUCCAAUAAAUAUGUAUUAUCUC